GUCGGUUUUUCUUUUUGUUGAUUUUGGAUUAAAGGCUUGGCCGUGACUUUUGCCUGCUUCGGGCCGAGUUUGGAUGCUUGAUGCUGGGACGUAUCGAAGAAGCUAGCAACACGUUGUCAGAUGUCACAUCCACUAAGAUCUAAUCUAAUACUAAUUAAUAAAGCGUUUUGGCUUGGUUAACUGUAAUCCAGGACUGAUGUAGUACACCCUGGAUACAUUAGUCCCCGAUCGAUCACAAAGUCAUCUCAUCCACUAGUAUCAGGUUCCUUACUGUCGAAACGCGAGUUGUAACCAUUGCAGCUGUUGGCUGUUGGGGGAUCGACCACGGGUACUCGCGAACCCAUCAACCGGGUGCAAGAAUUCGUCGCUCCCCUCCAACAAAUCCGGGCACACAUAUAUCUGCCCAGCUACUACCGAACCGGCAGUGACUGCUGACGCCGUGCGCACGGUGUUACACCGAGGAGGAGGAGGCGUCCACCCGACCCGACCCCCCGGCCGAGAAUUCCACAGCCACGCACGGGGCAGGCCAAUGACCUCCAAGUACGUACCGACCCCUGCGAUAAACGCACGGGCGGACACACGGACGGCCGCGAUCCAUCCGGUUCCAACUUUCAACCCGCACGGGCUCCCGUUCCGUUCGUACCCGCGAUCCACCCCCUUUCAUAUGCGCUCCGCUCCACACCACCACGGAUCUCGCCGGCCCCGUUGCACGCGCCGCGCAGCCUUUCCUUUCCACUCUGCACGCGCCGGCAGCGAACGGUUCCUCCCUACCGUUUGAACGGUUCGGCUCGGAGGCGAACUUGGGCCGGGCCCGCUGCCCAGUCCUCGUUCGUUCGUUCGUUCCACCGAUCGCUGAGUGCCGGACGGAGGUUUUGCUCUGGCCGCAAGGGAGGUUCCCUUGACGGCGGUGGCGGAUGGGGUGCAAGGGGUCGAAGCACGCGCUGCAUGGCGGCGGCGGCGGCGGGGGCGCGUUGGAGCCGCGGAAGUGCGCGUCGGGGCUCGUGGCGCGCCACUCCGUCGCGCUCCGGUCGUCCACGCUCGGCACGCUCAGCCUCGACCGCGCCACGGCCGCCGCGGCGGUUUCUUUCGCCGGAGGGGAGGGCGCGGGGACGGCAGCGAGGUCCGGGAAGGAGGGCGCGGCGGGGAGGUGCCGGUCCUUCGCCGGGUGGUUCCCGGCGUCGCCCAAGGUGGAGCCGGGCCAGCCGGUGAAGCGGCAGAGGCUGGCGCCCCCGCGGACGCCCACCAAGACGCCCGCGCGUGCCCCCGAGGAGAUCAACGUGUGGGAGCUCAUGGACGGGCUCGACGACGACGAUGCGGACGAGGAAGAAUACGGCGAUUGCCUGGACGGGCAGGUUCCGUCGGCGUGCGGAUCGCCGGAGUUCGACCCUGACGUCCUGUCGGCGUUCCGGGAGGCGCUCGCCGAGCUGUCGCCUCCUCCUACGGACGCCGACGUCGUGAGCGACGGAGGAGCCGUCGUCAAGGAGGAAAUCGAGGUGUUCGCCGACGUCGCGAGCGACGGAGGAGCCGUCGUCAACAAGGAGGAAAUCCAGGUGUUCACCGACGUCGCGAGCGACGGAGGAACCGUCGUCAACAAGGAGGAAAUCCAGGUGUUCACCGACGUCGCGAGCGACGGAGGAGAGAUCGUCAAGAAGGAGGAAAUCCAGGUGCUCGCCGACGUCGCGAGCGACGGAGGGGCCGUCGUCAAGAAGGAGGAAAUCCAGGUGUUCGCCGAUGAUGCGAGCGACGGAGGAGCCAUCGUCAAGAAGGAGGAAAUCCAGGUGUUCGCCGGCGUAGUGCGGGCGCGACUCGACGUGCUCCAGGGAAGGAUCGACAGCAGGUCACAAAAGAAUCCCCCGCCGCCGCCGGAGAGCGCGAGGCGGGUGGUCGUGUACCUGACGAGCCUCCGCGGCAUCCGGCAGACGUACGAGGACUGCUGGGCGGCGAGCACCAUCCUGUCCAGCUACGGCGUGCACGUGGACGAGCGCGACCUGUCGAUGCACGCGGGGUACAAGGAGGAGCUGCGCGACGCGCUCGGCGCAGGCGCCCUCGCCGGCGUGCUGCCGCAGGUGUUCGUCGACGGGUGGCACCUGGGCGGCGCCGAGGAGGUCCGGCGCAUGCACGAGUCCGGGGAGCUGGCGGAGGCCCUCGAGGCCUGCGAGGCGGCGCCGGGCGCUGCCGCCGGCGGGAAAGAGGGGCCGGGAGGCUUCGCUGCGGAGCCGUGCGGCGGGUGCGGGGGCGCGCGGUUCGUGCCGUGCGACGUCUGCUCCGGCAGCUGCAAGGUGUUCGUCGAGGACGAGGACGGUCCCGGGGCGUUCAGGCGGUGCCCGGACUGCAACGAGAACGGGCUACUGAGAUGUCCAAUCUGUUAAUGGAACCACUCCCUGUAAACUGCUUGGAUUUGUUGUUGUUGUUUUUAGUGUGCCUUCUCUGUAGCUAAUAUCGAUGUGUUCAUCCAAAAAAUGGUACAGAGUUAAACAAAAUGGGAGGAACAGCGCGUCAGAAAAGAUUCAACCGGAGGUAGC
Messenger RNA from Aegilops tauschii subsp. strangulata, 2522 nucleotides. RefSeq lists its product as uncharacterized. Lineage: Eukaryota; Viridiplantae; Streptophyta; Magnoliopsida; Poales; Poaceae. The record is from RefSeq and is a predicted model, not a curated record.